AUGUUUGGUAUUAAGACUUUGGUAACUUUAGCUUUACUGCUUGCAGCCACUUCAGCUGUAGACAUUACUGAAGAUCGUAUUGAUCGUGGUACUAUUGUCCUUACAUUGGGUAAUUAUCAUAUCUUCCCCGAAGUAUCUUGGUCAAUCAUUGAUAACACUAUAUCUACUUUUACUGGGAAUUUUGAUAAUGAUGGGAAUUUUUACAUCUCCACUCAAAAUUCUCUUGUAGGUUUACAAGUAUCAAUGACAAAUGCUUUAGGAACUUUUGAUAACUCCGGAGAGUUUGCUUUGAAUUCUUCUCGUACUUUGGUAUCUCCAACUUAUUCAUUAUUGUAUAAUAAUUUUGUUAAUACUGGUGAUAUGUGGUUUGGUGGUAUAAGUUCUACCCUUAAACCUGUUAUGCUGGUUCAAGCUCCAAAUUGGAGUAAUCAAGGGUUAAUGGUUUUCGAAUUAAAUCAAAGAAGUGCUAGUGGUGAAGUUUAUUUAGGGGCUUCAUUACAAGGUGCUUUUGGUGAUAUUACCAAUGAUGGUACUGUUUGUUUGAUUAAUCAAGUUUAUCAUCAAACUUCAGGUAUUCAAGGUUCUGGUUGUUUCGAUGUAGGUCAAAAUUCUAAUGUUUGGUUAGCAUCAUCUGAUGCUUUGGGUCUCACUUUUGGUGUUGAUACCGAUCAAACGUUUUAUUUAAGUUCUCCACAAUCAACUAUUAGAGCUGAAGCUUUAUCGUCAACUCAAACUUUCCGUGUUGCUGGUUUUGGUGGUGGUAAUAUCAUCGGUUUAUCAGUCCCUAUCACUGGAGUUCAAUAUAAUGGUAAUAUUUUAUCAUUGACUACUGGUAUCUUCCCAUUAACUUUCACUACCAGAUUUAUUAUCGGUCCUGGUUAUACUGCUGGUUUUACUACUGUAUCUUCAACUUUCGGUGAUAUUGGUUUAACCCUCCCAAUUAAUAAUGCUGUUAGAUAUAAUGGUCCAGUACCUAACCCAACCAGACCUGCUGCUUGUGCUGUUUGUAAACCAUUCCCUGAUGUUCCAGGAAUUGAUGAAUCAAGUUCAAGUUCAAGUACUGAGAGUAGUGAGAGUUCAAGUUCUAGUGAAUCAAGUGAAUCAAGUGAAUCCAGUGCUUCAUCUGAAGAAUCUUCCAGCAGUGAAGUUUCCAGUGAACCACCAGUCACUAGCGAAAGCUCAUCUAGUGAAACAAGUGAAUCUAGUUCUGAGGUCUCAAGUUCAAGUGAAUCUUCGACCGGACCUAGUUCAGAAUCUUCUGAGUCAUCUGAUACUGCUUCAUCCGUUGAUACUGCUUCAUCAUCUGACACUGCUUCAUCAUCUGAUACUGCUUCAUCAUCUGAUACUGCUUCAUCCGUUGACACUGCUUCGUCAUCUGACACUGCUUCUUCAUCUGACACUGCUUCUUCAUCUGACACUGCUUCUUCAUCUGAUACUGCUUCAUCCGUUGACACUGCUUCAUCAGAGUCAUCUGAAGAAUCCAGCUCAAGCACAAACCCAUUCUCAUCUGUUGGUGAUGAAUCCUCAAGCUCCGAAUCUAGCUCUGAAACCAGUUCCGAAGCAUCUUCAGAUAACGGAACAUCAUCUUCCGAGUCAAGCUCAGCUACAUCUUCCGCCGAUGACAAUGGUUCAAGUUCAAGUUCUGAUGACGGUAACGGAGGUGUUACUAGUUCUGAUGAUGGUAACGGAAGCUCUUCUAGUGAUGAUGGCAAUGGGGGAGUGACCAGUUCUGAUGACGGUAACAGUGGAGUCACUAGUUCUGAUGAUGGAAAUGGUGGUGAAACUGGAUCAUCAGACGAUGGUAAUGGAGGAGUCACUAGUUCAGACGAUGGUAAUGG
Molecule: messenger RNA, 1838 nt
Organism: Yamadazyma jaroonii
Lineage: Eukaryota; Fungi; Ascomycota; Pichiomycetes; Serinales; Debaryomycetaceae
Source: the annotation of a GenBank genome assembly